UCUCUUUCUCUUCAUAACAUCGAAAAUUCUCUCUCUCUCUCUUAUAGUAGUGAGUGUGUGCAUGGAGAGAAUGGACGGUCAUGAUCAUCACCAUCAUCAUGAUCAUCACCACCAUGAUCAUGAUGAAGAACAAGAAGUAGUAGUAGUAGGGUUUCACUCCACAUCCUAUCCAUGCGCAUACUACGUUCAAAGCCCCUCCACCGUCUCCCACUCCAACAGCGCGGCCGACCUCCUCCGCAACAACACCGCCCUCAGCAGCACCGCCGACCAAGACUACUUCUCCUCCUCCAACUCCCACCACCACCACAAGAAGAUCUCCUACGACGCUCGCAGCCACGAGACGGCUGCGAGCGCCGAUCAUCAGAAGUACAGUAACAGUGUUGGUGAGAAGCGUCGUCUCAUCAUCACUGCUACUGCUGAUGAUCGCGAUUGUGGUGAAGAUGACGACGACGAUGAUUAUGUUUAUUAUUAUGGCGAGAAAAGAGGGUGGUGGAAGAGGUAUUGUUCGUAUAGAAACUCCGAUCCGAGUGGUUGGAUUUGUAUACAGAUAAGUUGGAGAUUUGUGUUGAGUUUGUGUGUUGCCUUGCUUGUUUUCUAUAUUGCUUCAAGACCACCACCGCCUAAGCUUUCCAUUCAGAUUGGAAGAGUUGGAGUUUUUGGGCUUGGAGAAGGAGUGGAUAGCUCAGGAGUGACAACUAAAAUCCUCACUUGCAACUGUUCCCUAAAUCUCAUCAUAGACAACAAAUCUAAGCUCUUUGGCCUCCAUAUUCAUCCUCCAACCAUCGACAUGUCGUUCGAGCGCCUCACCUUCGCAUUAGCCCGAGGUCCAGAGAUGUAUGCAGAGAGCGGGCGGACAAGGUUCCCGAUGUACAUAGGAACAAAGAACAAGCCAUUGUAUGGAGCAGGAAGAGACAUGGAGGACUUGUUGGAGUCAGGCCAUGGGAUGCCAUUGUUGAUUCGAAUGAAGCUCAGUUCUUCCUUCAUAGUCAUUCCAAGCCUUAUCCACCCCAAAUACCAUCACCAGGCCCAUUGUUUGCUGAUCCUUCGAAGGCCCUAUGAUAAGACCCACCGAACCCACUUGUACAAUGCUACUUGCACCGUUACACAACAUUUGGUCAAAUAGACACUUUUCUAUUAUUGUUUUGUAAAAUGACAUUUUUUUUAUAAUUCUUUAUAAAUAGCACUCUUGAUGAUGACACACUGAAUCUUGAAUGCUACGUUACCAAGAAUUAUAAAAAUAAAAGACUAUUUUACAAAAUAGUGACAUUAGGAAAAUGCCUAUUUUUAUACCCAUUAUUACUCGUGUAUAUAUAUAUAUAUAUAUAUGACAACUUUUUAUAGGAGUUUUUAAGCCCUACCGAUAGGGCUCUCAGUGUUUCUCGACCCGUGAAUAGUUUUCGGCGCAACUUUUUUUUAUGACCGUGUAUAUUGUAGCUAUUUAGAGCAUCCUGCGAAUUUUUAGAAAAUUUCGAAUAGUUUACAGUAUCGAAAACUAGGUUCAAACAUGUUGUUUUCCACGCACAUAAAAAAAAUUAGUCACGCGUGCAACAACAUAUUUGAACCUAGUUUUUGGUACUGUAAACUAUUCGGAAUUUUCUGAAAAUUUACAGGAUGCUCUAAAUAGCUACAAUAUACACGGUCAUAAAAAAAAUCACGCCAAAAACUGUUCACAGAUUGUAAACACUGAGAGCCCUACCGGUAGAGCUUAAAGUAAAGCCCCUAUAGAAAAAUUACCCUAUAUAUAUUCACUGUAUAUGAAAGCAAGAGAAUCAUGCCAAAGGAAAGGUGUGUGGUGUUUAAACUUAUAUUAUAUAUAUAUAUAUAUGUAUGUUUAUUGUAUGUGUUUGUCUUGAUAAUUAUAUUAUAAGAAGAAAUUAAGGUGUAAGGACGUGAAAUAAUGAGCUUAAUCUUUGUUACAAAUUCUUUAUCUGUACAAAUACAACUUGGUCAUAGAAUAUGUAAACGACAUGUAUAAUUUGGUGCUAUAUAUAU
Molecule: messenger RNA, 1992 nt
Organism: Humulus lupulus (European hop)
Lineage: Eukaryota; Viridiplantae; Streptophyta; Magnoliopsida; Rosales; Cannabaceae
Exons: 3
Coding region: 62-1123 (353 amino acids)
Source: RefSeq, a predicted model, not a curated record